Messenger RNA from Myotis davidii, 1439 nucleotides. Its product is annotated as zinc finger protein 239-like. The coding region runs from base 1 to 1131 and encodes 376 amino acids. NCBI's taxonomy places the organism in Eukaryota, Metazoa, Chordata, Mammalia, Chiroptera, Vespertilionidae. The transcript has 3 exons. The record is from RefSeq and is a predicted model, not a curated record. Gene Ontology annotation, biological process: regulation of DNA-templated transcription. Gene Ontology annotation, cellular component: nucleus.
AUGGCGGCGCCCCCUCCGAGGAGACGGGCUGAGGUUGAGGUCACCUUUGAGGACAUUGCCCUGUACUUCUCCAGGGAGGAAUGGAGCCUUCUUGAUGAGGAUCAGAGACAGCUGUACCUGAAUGUGAUGCUGGAGAACUUUGAACUUCUAUCCUCCCUGGGAUAUCAUCAGAGAGUUCACACAGGAGAAAAGCCUUAUAAAUGCAGUAAAUGUGGGAAUUCUUUUACCACUAACAAUCUCCUUCAUACUCAUCAGAGAGUUCACACAGGAGAAAAGCCUUAUAAAUGCAAUGAAUGUGGAAAGUCUUUUUCCCAUCGUCCUGGUCUCCAAUAUCAUCAGAGAGUUCACAUAGGAGAAAAGCCUUUUCAAUGCAGUGAAUGUGGGAAAUCUUUUACCGGGAACAGUGAUCUUCGUCGUCAUCAGAUAGUUCAUACAGGAGAAAAGCCUUAUAAAUGCAGUGAAUGUGAAAAGUCUUUUUCCAGUCCCUCUGGUCUCCAAUAUCAUCAGAGAGUUCACACAGGAGAAAAGCCUUUUCCAUGCAGUGAAUGUGGGAAAUAUUUUACCGGGAACAGUGAUCUUCGUCGUCAUCAGAUAGUUCAUACAGGAGAAAAGCCUUUUAAAUGCAGUGAAUGUGGAAAGUCUUUUUCCCGUCGCCUUGGUCUCCAAUAUCAUCAGAGAAUUCACACAGGAGAAAAGCCUUAUAAAUGCAGUAAAUGUGGGAAUUCUUUUACCACUAACAAUCUCCUUCAUACUCAUCAGAGAGUUCACACAGGAGAAAAGCCUUAUAAAUGCAAUGAAUGUGGAAAGUCUUUUUCCCAUCGUCCUGGUCUCCAAUAUCAUCAGAGAGUUCACACAGGAGAAAAGCCUUUUCAAUGCAGUGAAUGUGGGAAAUCUUUUACCGGGAACAGUGAUCUUCGUCGUCAUCAGAUAGUUCAUACAGGAGAAAAGCCUUUUAAAUGCAGUGAAUGUGGAAAGUCUUUUUCCCUUCGCCUUGCUCUCCAACAUCAUCAGAGAGUUCACACAGGAGAAAAGCCUUUUCCAUGCAGUGAAUGUGGGAAAUCUUUUAAAAGUAGGAAAGGUCUUCAAUAUCACAGAGCUUACACUGGAGAAAGACAUUAUGAGUGCAAUUAAUGUGAGAUAUCUCCCAGUCUAAUUUGUAAAUUAGCUUUACAGAAAAGACUCCGGAUGUGGUAAGGUUUUUAGAUGUGUAGGAAAUGUAGUUUGUUACUUAGGACUUAACAAUUGUAUAAGAAAGUAAGUAAAGUCUCAUUAGUCUGAAUUAAUAUCUCGUACAUUUGAUCACCUACAUUAUGUAACGUCCCCACAACUGUUUCUGCUGUUCUAUUUCUUUGUUUUUAUAUUGGAAGUAUACAUAUCUAUGUUGUAUUUUCUAACAUACAGAGAUGUCCUGCCAUAUCUCUGUCACUGCAUAUUUCUGU